Aedes aegypti (yellow fever mosquito) is the source of this 6310-nucleotide messenger RNA. Its product is annotated as F-BAR domain only protein 2. Gene Ontology annotation, biological process: clathrin coat assembly; clathrin-dependent endocytosis. The coding region runs from base 983 to 5020 and encodes 1345 amino acids. The transcript is spliced from 18 exons. The record is from RefSeq and is a predicted model, not a curated record. Gene Ontology annotation, molecular function: RNA binding. Lineage: Eukaryota; Metazoa; Arthropoda; Insecta; Diptera; Culicidae. Gene Ontology annotation, cellular component: plasma membrane; clathrin-coated pit; cytoplasm.
GAGCUGAGGGGUUCUCCCAGAAGAUUAUGUGAAUAUUGUUGAAUAGUGUUCAAGAAUCCCCCAGUUUGGAAUCGGUUUCGGAUAUGGUGGAAGUGGCGCUACGCGGUGGCCAUUAGCCCACUUAUUUUUUCUGCUUCUGAUGUGUUGCUUGGAUCUGUGAAAAGGAAGAUUGCAGUGUUUUGCUCCUGUGGGGCGCUUCUGGUCGCUUCUAUCAGAAUCAGAGAAAUUGGUGUUUAUGGAAUAGUGUUCUUUUAGUUGGAGUUAAAAAAAAAAGUUGGUGAAUGUUACGUGUAGGCGGUGGAAGAAAAAAGUUUGAGGUGGAAAAGAACGCUGCCUCGUUUGCAGCACAGAAGGUUUACACAUCGACUAAAAAGCGUUGAGAAGAUACGAAGAAGCUAAUUUGAAGUGAUUUUCCAGCCAAGAAGAAACGACUAAGAAGCAAAUGAUUACGCCGUUCGCAUACUUAAGUGAAACCUAGUGAUUCUCGCGCACGGCCUACUGAAGGUGAUGUGACACACGAAAGAAAUGAGAGGUGUUGGGCAACUAUACAGAGAAGUGCAUUUCGAGCAGCAGGCUGCUACCAUGGGAAUGGGGCGGCAAUUAGCGUGUGAUAACGACGAUCUGUGAUAAGAUCGAAUCGGAAGGAAGAAGAAAGGGCGGAAGUAUUGUGUAAAUGUGCAGUUAUCGUCACCAGUGGCCAGCGAACGCCACCCGUCCUACCAGUGUUUGUGUGGGAUUGAUAGCGAGACACCAAGGAUUACUGCGGUUCGAUUGAUUCAAAUUUGAACUAUUAGAAAGAGAAGAACGAGUUGCAGGAGGUUGUGACGUCUAGUCGAACUAACAACCGUAGUGACAGAACGAAAAAAAUCGAAGCUGCAAGAUGACGGUGGAUUUUAACGAUUACUUUUGGGUCAUCUAUACUAUAACAUUCGUAUAAAUAGUGAAUUAGUGAAGUGAGAACAGAAAAAGAAACAAAGGAAAAAUGACACAAGCUACCAGAAUACUUAUCUCUCCGCUUCCCAAACCUGUCACUAAACAAAGUUUGGCAAAGCUAUUCGCACACUACGGAGAUGUGCUCGAUGUGGAAGUGUUCGGAUCAAGCGCAUCUGUCUACAUGGCAAGUCGUGAAGCUGCAGAAUUGGCCGUACAUCGCUUGCAAGCUCGUGUGGUCGAUGGCACCAGCUUGAACAUGACUUUAAAUAAGGGCAACGUAUUGCUGCGCCGAAAUCCUUCGAAGUGUGUAGCAAAACCUCACGACACUUCCAACGAAGAAGACAAUGCGCGGUAUGUAUUUUUCGUGUCCAACAUCGGGAGCCAGGUGCCGUUAGAAGAAGUUCUAGAUCUGUUUCGCGUUUACGGGACGGUGCUCGAUGGCAAACGUAAAGCAAAUACUACGGCAAUGGUGAUACUGGAGACAGCUCACUGUGGUACUGAUGUGCGUCGAAAGAUGUCACGAUGCUUCGUUAGAGGUUACCGUAUUAUGGUCAGUCUCUGGAGCGGUAUUGUAUGGCAACCGGAGAAGGAUGGGAACAACGAGUGCGAGGGCGAGAAAAACAACGGCUACGAAGUGCUGUACCAGAACAUGAAGUAUGGCCUCUCGGCGACCAAGGAACUGGCCGAGUACUUUCGCGAGCGGUCCAACCUGGAGGAGUACAACUCCAAGCUGCUCACCAAGCUGGCCAACAAGGCCGGAUCCGGUGGGGGCGGUACGUUUUCGCCACUGUGGAUCAUCCUCAAGUCGACGACGGAACGGCUGUCCGAGCUGCACGCUGCCAAGGUCCAGAAGUUGACCGAGCUGGUCAAGAACAUCAACAAGUACGCCGAGGAGCUGCACAAGAAGCAUAAGUCCGUUAAGGAGGAAGAAUCCAGCACACAGGAUGCAGUGCAUGCCAUGAAAGAGUCAACGACGGCGGUAGCCAAGGCCAAGGAUGUCUACAACACGCGCCUGCAGGAGCUGGAAAAGGCCCGCAAGGACAACUCGGCCAAGGAGAUCGAAAAAUCCGAGGCCAAGCUUCGCAAGCAACAGGACGACUACAAGGCCCUGGUGGAGAAGCACAACAUCAUCAAGCAGGAGUUCGAAAAGAAGAUGACAAUAACUUGCAAGCGCUUUCAGGAAAUCGAGGAAGCUCACCUUAAACAAAUGAAGGAAUUCCUCACGUCCUACAUGGAAAUUGUGCAAAACAACUUUGACCUAGUUGGACAGGUUCAUUCGGAUCUAAAACGUCAAUUUUUGGAACUGACCGUGGACAAACUGCUCGAACAGUUUGUUCUCAACAAGUAUACCGGACUGGAGAAGCCAGAGUUUAUAGAGCUUGAUUUGGUGAAGUUGGGCAGUCGUUCGCUAGGAACAACGGCCACGGCAGCAACGUCCAAUAAUCAGCUUUUGAUCAACACUUCGAUGCCAAACGCGACCUCUGGUGGAUCGGUAACGACGGUAGCGGAAGGUUCAGUGACCGAUUCACCGGCGCUGUCUACGACCAGUUCCACCCAACCGGUUCCAAUCAUCAAGAAGGAGAGCAAUCUGAGAAGCUGGUUUACGUCCAGUUCCAGUGCGGCAGUCCCAACAAAUUCGCCGGUAAACCUGUCUACUUCGCCUCCGGCUUCCGGCGGCCGGGGAAGUCUCCUUGAUGCCCUCGGGGGUAGUACGGACCGGCCAAUGUCGCCGGCUGCGGCGGGGGAUUCAUCCGCUUCCAGUUCAGCCCAAAGUACGGCUAAGACAAGUAAAUCCUUUUACGGAGACUUUCUAAACAAAACUAAUCAUCAUCAUCAACAACAACAACAACCACCACAAAACAAGCAACAGCCGCAAAUGAAACAGGAACAAGAAUCGCAACAACAACAACAACAAAAAUCUUCCCGCCGCACUACCUCCCUUUUAAAUCUCUUCAUGUCUAACUCCCAGGGAAGUCGCGAAAGUCGCGAUUCGACGACCAGUGGCGGAGCGGAUUCGGUGUCCACCAGUACAGCAGGAGGCGCUGGCGGCGGCGGUGGUGGUUCGGCCAUUUCCGCUCCAACCAGUCCGAACGAUGUCCACAACAGCAACCAGCAUGGCGGCAGUAACAACAGCAACGGUCUGGCCAGCACCUUCAUUGGCAGGAACGCAUUGCUUCGGGGGUCCAAGUUUUCCGGAUUCCUAAGGAGUCGGCGAGAAAAAGCCAAAUCGAAAAAGACCAAAAAGAAGAAAGACUCCACCGAAAACUGCAGUGCCAAAGACGAGAAACUUUCCGAUGCUGAGGAUAAGGACGAAACUACCAAGGCUUCGGACGCGGCCAGUAGCAACCUCCAGACCACCUCCGCCGUCAGUACGGGGAAUGUAGCUCCAACGGCGACACCGGAAGUCGACGAGGACGGCUACAGUAUACAGCCCCGAGAAACCACCUGGGACAGUACGACCCUCACCGAGAAGAGUAACAACUUCUACUCGAGCUCGGACAGUGAUAGCGAAGACGAGCGCGGGGAGCGGAAGAUACACGUGGAGAUCAAGCCGCUGAACAACGGGGCGGCACCCAUAUCGGCCAGUGUGGACGAGUUGCGGGCAACGGUGGAAAAUCUGUCGCUUUCGCCGAUAGGGGCGCUGUCGUCGCAGCAGCACCACCACCACCAUCAUUCGUCGUCGGCUUCGUCGGCCCACCAUCACCAUGCCGGCCCCGGGCAACACCUGAGUGGCGCCCAAUCGGCCGCCCUGUUGAACAACAAUACCCAUCUAACUAGUCCGAAUGCGUCCAACGCAUCCACUCCCACGACGGUACAUCCGUACGCUCCGCUGCAGAGUCCCACACUGUCGAUGUCCACAACUUCCAAUAACCGUUACGCGGAUUUGGGAGACAUCUUCUCGGAGGUGGGUGAUAUCAGUGCCUCGGCGCCAGCUUCGGCCAACUUGACCAAACUGACGCAACGACAGAUUCCUACGCCUACGUCCACCGGCGGAAGUAGUAUAGCGAUACCAAGGCCACCGUCACGAAGAUCUGAAGCGGCAGUGCGAGGCCGAAUAAGCCCUGCUUCGCAGAUAGCCCGGGCGGACAGUGUAGGUAGUUUGGAGUUCCGUAGUCCUAGCGUUGGAAUUGGAUCGUCGAGAGGUCCUUCGCCAUUGACCAUUGGAAUGUCGGAUACGAUACCGUUGGCCGUUGCCUUCCAUGAAAUUAUUCAUGCUUACUUCAGGGGUGCGGAUGAAUCUCGCUGUCAGGUAAAGAUGUCCGGUGAUAUGAUGCUGUCCUUCCCGGCCGGGAUUGUUAACGUUCUAGCGAAUAAUCCCAACCCGGCAAAGCUGGGUUUCCGCAUCAAGAAUCUUCAAAAUCUAGACAACCUGCUGCCGAACAAGCAGUUGAUCACGAUCGAUAAGCUGCAAUCGACGGCUCUCAGUACAACGUUGGAGUUUAAUAUGCCAGUAUUAACGUCAAUCCUGAGGCGGCAAUCGGAACAGAAUCCGACGGCGCCGUACUUCAAUGUUGACAUUCUCAAAUAUCAGGUGAAAGCCAAGCCGGGAGCCGCCUCCUGUCCAUUCCAAUUGGUGUCCUACUGGAAGUGCGAACAGAGGCACACGGACAUCAAGAUCGACUACAAGUACAAUAGUCAUGCCAUGGCACUGGCCUCACCGUUGCUGAACGUAUCGCUAACGGUUCCGGUCGAUGGCGGCGUGAAAAACGUGCAAUCGAAACCUCAUUCGGCAUGGCAAGGGGAAUCCAAUCGGUUGGUGUGGAACUUCACCGACAUAUCGCAGCACUCGGAUAACCUGGGCGUUGAUACGUUGCGAGCUCGUCUGGAAGUCGGCACGGGACCAUCGAAUCCGGCUAUUAUUUCGGCACAGUUCAACUGUGAGGGAACGACACUGUCCGGCAUCGAGUUUGAACUGGUCGGAACGGGUUACCGUUUGUCGCUGGUGAAGCGGCGGUUCGUGUCAGGUAAAUACAUCUGCGAAGGGGACGGCAUCCGUUCGGUGAAAACACCAACCCCACCGAAUGCCGGCAUUCUCUCACCUAGUCCAUACAGUAACAAAUCCGCCGGUUCGGGCGGAUCCGGAUAGCAAAAGCUCUACUUUUUCGACUAGAAACGAUCUGGAGACCGGCAGUGCGGUAAAUUCGAACAAACGUGCGCAAGUAUGAGGAAUGCUAGUCGCACUCUCUAAUCUAUUACAAUUGAAUUGUUGUAAAACCACCAAGCUUUGGGGGAAGACUAUCGAAGUAUCAGAUCAGGAGAAGAAUGACGUUAUUUACCCAGUUAUAGUGUUGUCUCUUCAGUUUACGUACACUUGACGUAACCGAACGAAAUGUUGCCUUUUUCAAACAGAUUAUAUAUAACAGAACCGAAGUACAUGUUUAUAUUAACGUAGACUAGCUAGUUAGCAAAUCAGAUAAAACCGGCCAAGCCAGCGCUUGUCCGAUACUGCUUCUGUAAAUACUCAAAUUCUGUUCAUGAGCAGUCUUAUAGCUGCAUGUUUCCUUUCAAACUACUUUCCAAUUCAACUAAUCGACAUUUCCAGGCGUGAAUAUUUAUAACACUUUGGGGUAAAUCUUUACUUGAAUCCUAUUACCAUAGCAUGUACAGGCAGGAAGAAUCCAAUUGUUACAGUAGAUGUAGUUUAAACAAAACCAGAACCAUAGUUAUAUUCGCAGGUACGUCGUUCAAAAACUUUAAUACCAAUAUCGCGCGAAAAUUAACUGAAAUAAUCGUACAACCUGUAUCAUUUGUAACAAAUUUUACAAUUUGAUUCUUUAUAUACCCGUCGGAUUUCGUUGGGUGCUUAGCUCGGCAGUUAAGUUCAAAUUCCAGCAAUUUUGACGUAAAAUCUUUCUUCAUACCCUAAAAUUUAUUCAGAAAACAAAAACGAAUAUGGAUCUUUCGAUCACUACUGAACUGAUAUUUAGAUGAUUACAAGCGAUCACAUAGCAGAGACACUUUGUACAUGUACUAUUAUACUAACUGAUAGUCGCCGUUAGGAAUAUAUGUUAGACAUAUAUCACACAACUAAAAUAAAUUUAUUCAAAAUCUCACAUAAUGUUACUAACACAAACCGGGUUCAGUUUUCAACUAAUGUGAUUGAGGCUCUUCGAAGUUGAUUCUUUGGCACAAGGUUACCAAAAUGUGAAUCAAUUUUACAGGAAACAAAAGCCGUAAAACUGAAAUGAAAAUGUGAACAGUCGACGGCGGAAAAAUAUACGGUUAUUGGAAAACGAAACAAAACUUAUUCCUAGGUGAUAGGUUUUAGCCGAAACAUCCCUAAAAAUAGCAGAAAAAAGGAAGAAUAUAUGCGUAAACUACUGCAGUUAGAUGUAAUUCAGAGGAUAUUGAAAAUAAACCAAGAAAUUAUACGAAA